UAGUUUUAUUCAUCAGUCGUUGUACUGGAAAUAUAUUUUUGUUACUUUAAUUUUUUCUAGAGAAAUACAUUUGGAAUAUUUAUUCAAAAUCAUGAGUGUCUCAGCGUCUGGAUUUAUGCACGUUAGUGGACAAAGUAUAAGCAAAGCUUCGAGAAAAGACAAAAUCCCUUCCAAUGUUAAACGUGAUGAAUAUAAAGACAUUGAUGAUGUGAGAGAAGCAAUACAAAUGCAGGGUCUUGAAAAAUGCAACCUGAUAUUCGGCAUUGAUUACACAAUGAGUAACAACAAUCAGGGUGCGAACACAUUCGGAGGAAAAAGCUUGCACGCAAUAUCUGAGGGUUUCAUCAAUCCUUAUCAGAAGGUAAUUAGUAUUCUUGGUGAAACGUUGGAAACAUUUGACGAAGAUGGUAUAAUUCCAGUGUAUGGAUUUGGAGACUUCAAAACAAAAGAUAAAAGUGUAUUUGAACUUAGCCCUGGGGUUCAAUGUGAGGGAUUCAGUGACGUACUUGAUGUUUAUAACGAAGUUACGCCGACUGUAAAAAUGGGAGGACCAACAAAUUUUGCACCAUUGAUUUAUAAAGCAAUUGAAAUUGUCAAGGAAACGAAUGAGUAUCACAUUCUUGUAAUCGUUGCUGACGGCCAGGUUUCCUCCGAAUCACCAACAAAGGCGGCCUUAGUGGAAGCAUCACAUUAUCCGCUUUCGAUAGUUGUGGUCGGUGUCGGUGACGGACCAUGGGGAUCCAUGAAGACGUUUGAUUAUGGUCUAACGGAUAGACGUUUUGAUAAUUUCCACUUUGUAGACUUUCAUGAGGUGAUGAAAGACGGUAGAAGUCCUGAGGCUGCCUUUGCAUUACAUGCAUUAAUGGAAAUACCAAAACAAUAUCGAUACCUUAAACAUGAAGGGCUUAUUAAAGAAAAAAAGAAUGUGCACUCAAGUCAUGUAUCAUAAGGAGUUCAAUUCCUGAAAUCUGCGACAAUAACUAAAGACAGCAGGAAAGCAGAUGCAAGGUUAUCAAAUGAAAACUUUGUUGAGGAUAACAUAAUAUGACUCUGAUAAUACCAUACGCUUAGAAGUAAGGCAAAUUGCGAACAUUUCAGCUAUAAUAAGCUGCUUUUCGUUUAAAUUCUAUCAUAUUAUUGAAAUUUGUAUUGAGGCUUAGAAGAAAAAAUAUGAUACAAGGAUAAUUUCUAAACACAAUUAUGAAUGAAGGCUUGUUAUCAUGACUUAAUCACCCAGCUAUCAUUUUUCUAAACAGCAGAUUUUUUACUAAAGCUCAUUUCCAAGCGGUCUCGGAAAUAUUUGAAGUGUAAUGUUAUUUUCUAAAUUCAGUAACUGACCAAUCUUGCAUUACGCAUAAAAGUUCCAUAUUUAGCGUCGAGUUUACGUGUUCGCUCAUAACGGGUUUUCUAAUGUAUCAUUACUUUGUCAUUACCAUUUGGUGUUUCUACAAAUUAAUCCAUUAACCUUUAGCCUGCCUAAUUUCUAAAAUGGACUGGUACAUCAUUCAAAAUGUGUAGUACCAUUGAUUAUUUGAAUUGAUGUUCACUGAAAAUGUACUAACUGAAUAGCGACAGUGCAGACCAUGAUGAGACUGCACGGAUGUGCACGCUAAUCUUAGUCUGCUCUGGUUGCAAAGGCAGACUCACUUGCCGCCAGCAGACUAAAGGUUAACGAGAAUUAUUUGCAUUGCAUGUCCAUAUAUUAGCAGAUUUUUACAAAUCUUGUUGUAUAGAUUUAUUUCUGAUAAUCAAAAGACGGACACAUCAGUUACUUUUUCUCAAUAUUAUGUCCUACAAUGAUGGAUUCAUUUUAUGUAAAGCCUGCACUUCGCUAGUUACAAAUCAAAUUUAAAUAUCAACGUAGAUGUUUAUGUAUAUAGUAAAAUACGACAUUUUGAUUUCUAUAUUUUCAUUUAUUUUAUUGCCCAAAUUCCGACAAGGCGGCCAACUUUGCGCCGCGUUCAUCUAUAAAGAUUUUCUUACAACUACUGGUGAUAUAGACAUGCUACAACGCUAAAACCUAUCUAAGGUCUCUUUCCCUGCGUCUUCCCCUUUCACCUUCCCCACCACCAAUCGCGCUUCCGUGGGAAUGCUGACCGUCCAGUUUUAUGUGUCUGUCUUUUAAACAGUUUAAUAUGGUCCUUGUUAUUCUGUUCUUACUUAAUAAAUGGAUUUCAAUGUGAUUUCCCUUUGGAAGUUGUAUUUAGGACUAAGGUAUGUAAAUUGUUGUAUCUGCUACUGCUUUCGCCUUUUUCAUAGACAUUAACUUUAAAGAUAUUGAAUCAUUUGUCAUAUUGUCACACAAAUGAUAGAAAUAUGGAUUUUAGUAUUGUAUAUAACUAUUUUGUUUUUCUUCUACCCGGGAUGUGACCGUAUUGUUUUAAUUUGUUCCAAACCUGAAGAACAGACAUGACCCCAUGACAAACCUAGCACAUAGUGAAUAGUUUCAAACAAAUUGUAAAAGUUAAACAUGCGCAUCGGUUUGUUACAAGCUAACAAGGUGUCAUAUGUAUGUUUGUCUAUGUAUGUUUCUUCUAUGUAAUAUCAUUGCAUUCAAAUGUGUGUUAAUGUGUAUAUAUGCUCAGCCACCAUGUAUGUAAAUUAACAAAUAAUCAUGUUUUCAUCCGAAGUGUUGUAAAGGCAACUUCGUUCUUCGAAUGUAACUUUUCCUGUUCGAUCACAAGGUUUGUUAGUGAAUCUGAAGCAAGGCGUUUUCCGAGGUCCUAUAUUUUACAUACUAUUCCGGCAAGAGUUACUAAAAAACUGAAUAAUUGAUUUGUUUUAUCGACCUUUCAUCAUGAAAAUCCCGCUCCGCAGUAGUAUGUGGGGUCACCAAGUAAGGACCUUUUGACAACUGAAAAUACUUGAAUCUAAUAGGAGAUUAAACAAAAAUAAUUAAAGACCUAUAGUCUGUACAAUUUACAUUAUUCUAUGUUAAAAAACUAAACUUUUCCAAAAAAGGUUUUUUCUUUGUUCAUUCAUCGUAUUUGUUAUAAAGGUUCAACUACUUAAGCUUACCAUAGCAAGUAACUACAUUUUAGAUGUUUUUAACGUACUUUAGUGUUUUAGAAUCAUCAAGUAGAUUACCCAUCUUCCUGACUUCUAGCACAUUUUUCUGCACAAGAGACUGUUUACUGUAGUCUUCAACGUCGCAGUCAGUUUUAUAUCGAAUUAUAUUGAGAAAAGGUGUAGACCACCUUCAUUAUAAAUUGUCCCGUUUCAGCUUUAUUCAUUGGUAAAAUAUCUAUAUACGUGUAAUUGCUCGACAGAAAAUCUAAAGUAAUACAGAUGAUACAGAUAGCACAAUGACUUGUGACGCUGUAUAGAUUUAACCUCUCUAGGACUUUGAAACUUGAGCCGUACGGAUUGGGACGGAUUGAUACGGAUGUCUACUUUAAGGUACGGCUCAGGUACGGAUCGGUACUGAUUACUACGUUUCUAUCCGUGGCUAGACGUAGCUAUCCGCGCCGUAUUUGUGAAUGGGGUAUUAUCCGUGUCCGUCCAAACUACAGACCAAUCCCAUCCGAACCGUACCCAAACGCGCACAUAUACGUAUGUGUAAGUAUAGCUUUAAAGACAAAGAUUUUGAGUGGCUGGAGCGAAUAAGUAAAUAAUUAAUCAUGUGUGCAUUUUGGAGAAUAUGUUUUGAUAUUUGAUAAUUUUAGAAGUGAUAAUGACAGUGCGAGUAUAAUUCAUAAUGACACUUGAAGUUUUGUGUCGGAGGAACUAUCAAGCAAGUUUGUUUGUCAUUAGGAAGGAAUGAUAAUAUUCAUAAUUGCCCCACUCUCCGUAAGAAAAAAGGAAAAGUAAAAGAUACUGUCGAAUAAUGAUAAUAACUAAAAGAUGGUUAUAUUUCAUCAGUCCUAAUGCAUUUUCAAAGUAGAAAGUAACUUGAUAAGCAACGUUGCUACGCAUUAUGAAUUAUAUCUGCUUAUUUCUAAAAAUUAUACUAUAUAUGCAAGCUAGUCUGUGAUACGCAUAAUUGAUUACAUCUGUUUCUUUCUAAAAAAAGAUACGAUAUAGCGACAGUCUCGUAUUUUGAAGACUCAUAUAAGUAAUUAUAAAUUUUAGCCAUAUAUGAAAUAAAGAAUUUUGCUAUGUAAAUGUUAUUUUCCACUGAGGCAAAAUAUUGUUUACUGAUCUAGUUUUAAGACAUUAUGUAAAUGUUGACCCAGAAUAUACGAUUGUGUUCUGUAACAAUACUGAUAAACAGUGUAUGACAGUAAUUUUUAGAAAAGAUUGUCCUUGACUUUUCAAGAAUGUUUUGUUUUUUCAUUCUUAGUGUGACGUGAAAAUUCUGUAACCUUCCAUAAUACAAUAUAUAGUUAGAAGUUGUAGAUUAACGGAGUAUAAAACUUAGAUUGUAUAUAUUGAUGAAACUUUCCUGUAUUUCGUAAUAACUAGAUAUUACCAUUUUGUAUUUAAUAUUUUGAAGGAUUAUUUGAAGGAUUUACUAAACUUUGUGGAUUUAAAAAGUUAUCUUAAAAGGUAGGAAUUAUAAUGUUUGGAUAUACUAUCGUUACAUUUGAACUGUAUGAAAUAUUGAGGAAUUUAUUCUGAUUGGAUUUGAAUUUGACCUCAACAGGAUUUGGAAUAUUUUUACAUAUAAAAUUUGGAUUUAACAGCUCUUAUACAUUUUCAAAGGUAAUUGAAUUAUUACUUAAAUUCGUGAAUAAAAUUUUGUUAGUGUUAAUAGUUUCUGGUUUGUCUUUCUGUUACUUUU
Molecule: messenger RNA, 4723 nt
Organism: Mercenaria mercenaria
Lineage: Eukaryota; Metazoa; Mollusca; Bivalvia; Venerida; Veneridae
Product: copine family protein 1-like
Exons: 5
Coding region: 92-949 (285 amino acids)
Source: RefSeq, a predicted model, not a curated record